AUGGCCGCCAAUGCAUCCCGGACCUCUACAGAUGGCAAACACUUCCGACCGCCCCGUCUUCAAACCUCCUUCCAUCGGCAGCCUACCCUCGAGCGACCAGGAACUUCCGCCACUUCAUCCAACAACACGGCAAACACCUCCGCUCAACAUGGCACGCCAGAGAGUGUCGCAGCGGGGACUCCUGCCGGACACCAGCGGUUCGUUCUCACCGACCCUUUAGCCUUCUUGUACCUGGAAGGCGACCCAUCCACGAAAGUGCUUGAACGCGACCGGGAACUAGAGGGCUACGAAUGCUAUCUUGUCGAGCAGUGGGCUACGUCGCGCUCACAUCCUACCUUCACUAUCACGACGUAUACUGGAGAUCCGAGCCACCAUGUUGUCGUGGGCGUUCUCAGCGUACCAAUCGAUGAGAGCACGUGGUCCGCCAGGCUGCGGGUGUACUUCAAAGCUCUGAAUCAAUACCAUGCUCGAAGAAGGGAGACGCCUCUUGGUAUACUUAUGGUCACGAGCUUGUCCGGUUUCCCAAGCUCCCUCACGGUCAUUGCGGUGCCGGACGGCGACUUGAAGAAACACCGCGCGGACUUCUUUGUCAAUGAGGAUCUCAAACGGCUGAAUUGCGCUGGUCGUGUUGGCUUGACGCUAUCGCCUCCAACAGCGGCAACGAUAGCAAAGUUUCACCAACUCUACCGCACAAGUGACAAGAACGAGGUCUACGACUCGGUCAUUGAGCUGGUGAGGCUCUGCCAGAGUGCUCUCAUGCUGUUUGAUAAGCUUGAGAUUGAUUAUGCCGAUGGCCUCUUAUGCGAUGUCACCGAGCGCGCAAUUAAUGAUUGGUGGCUUGAGAUUGGCAGUUCGUACUACAACAUCGAGCCUCAUGACGGCAUACUUGGGCCGACGACAGUAGCUGGUCUGCUUGGCCUGUUGAUGGGCGCUCGGAACCGACUGCACUCGCUUGGCGCACCUGUUGGGAAAGAUGCUUUCGAUGUGGAUGCAAUGAAGAAGGGUAUAUCUUCGUUUCAGAAGCAGCAGCGUGUUCAAAGGACACGGCGGAUUGACCGAAGGACACUGGACAAACUACAUCGUGCGACGGCCAAAGCUGCGAAUAGUGAAGGACAUUGGGCUGUGCCAAAGGCUGUGAAGUCCACUGUCGCCGAGCUGAGCGGCAAAGGUGGCGAGAUGGUGAUGGAUGUCGUCGGUCGCAGAGACCGUGCUGGUAUUGCUGAGAUCGAGACGUGCGAUAUGGAGCGCUUCGUACAGCUGGUACAAGGCGAGAGGGCCAAGUGGCUCUGGUACGGCAAAGCAGUGAAGAAAGCGGCCAAUCGCGACACGAUGGGUGUGCAAGGCAAGCCAGGUCAGGAGUGGAAGCAGAUUGACGCUGGUCAGCUGAACUUCAAAGAAAGCGAGCACGGCGGUUUUACCUGGACUGCUCGGAAGAGCGUAGCCGAUGGUCUGGUCGGGAAGCGAGAGCAGUAUGAAGAUACUGGAACUCCUGACGAACAGGAUACUGAUGAUGAAGACAAGAGCAAAGGCAUCCUCAAGCGUACUUCUGGCUUCAAAGAGGCGAGGAGUGGUAUCGGAAAGUUCAAGGGAGCUGUUGGCUUGGGGCACCACCAUAGGCAUACGAGCUCCAAGGACGACUCGCCACAAACGCCUAGAUCACCACAGUCGCCCUACAUGACCCAGUCUCCGGUCGAUGACACUUCUGCUAGGACCAGCAAGGAGCAUCGUCGGAGACCUCUGCUUCCACGGACACGCAGCUCGCCUGCUAGUAGCAUAAGCAGUCCGCAGUCACCCGUGCAGGAGCAAAGAUCAAGGAACACCACCGAUUCUAUUCCCGAGCACGUUGGUGCUGCAGCUACUUCCGUUUACGCAGCUUCGCACAGGGAGGUGCAACCAAAGCGCUCCAGUGAAAGCGUGAGAGCAUCAUCCCAUCGCAGUAAAGAAGGGCAGAAUGGGGACAUCGAUCCGGCAGAUGAGGAGGGCUCCGAGAGCGCGACCCUCGGUGCUCGAUCGGCGGCAGGAUCAGUUUACAACGAAGAGCAGUCGACUGAAACAUUGCCUAAUGAGGCCAAACCAGAGGAAGAUGUCGGUCGGCUAAUGAAGCGUACAGUCUCGUACAGUCGCGUGGUAGAAGUCAGUCUGCAAUCGCGAAGUGAAGACGCAUACCCACGACAUCUGAGCUUCUCCCUAGCCGAGGAGAGCGUGCUGUCUUGGGAAUCAAUAGCGCCUGAAGACCCGGAUGCUACUUUCGACAACCCAAAGGCUGAACUGCUCCAACAGGAAUUCAAUGCCUCAGAGCUCAAGCACCUCCAUCACCUGAUCAGCGAGCUUAGAACCGACACCGCCAGCUUCACGCAAGCUCAGCUCUACACCCUCAUGUCGUCGCUCAACAAGUUCGACGAGGACCAGCAAACUCUGGAGAGCAUGUACCGCCCGCACAUCGAUCACAUGCACGCGCUUCAGACGGACGCUGAGGGGAUGUUGAGAGAGGAGCGCGAACGACUGGAAGAGUCGGGUAAGGAGAUUGAGACGUUGGCAGCGAAGUUGGACUACGAGAUUGCCGGGCUCAAGAGUAAGGUGGAGGAGGUGGAGGCUGGAGUGGGAGACUUUGCGAAGGGGGUGAGGAGGGUGGAGGAUAGGGUUAGGGAGUUGGAGAAGGAUGCUGAGAGGGAUGAGCAAAGAGGCUGGAGAUGUAAUGUUAUGUGA
Saxophila tyrrhenica is the source of this 2706-nucleotide messenger RNA. RefSeq lists its product as uncharacterized. Gene Ontology annotation, cellular component: Sin3-type complex. The coding region runs from base 1 to 2706 and encodes 901 amino acids. The transcript has a single exon. The record is from RefSeq and is a predicted model, not a curated record. NCBI's taxonomy places the organism in Eukaryota, Fungi, Ascomycota, Dothideomycetes, Mycosphaerellales, Extremaceae.